Messenger RNA from Gossypium arboreum, 1522 nucleotides. Its product is annotated as probable membrane-associated kinase regulator 1. The transcript has a single exon. NCBI's taxonomy places the organism in Eukaryota, Viridiplantae, Streptophyta, Magnoliopsida, Malvales, Malvaceae. Bases 314 to 1273 code for a protein of 319 amino acids. The record is from RefSeq and is a predicted model, not a curated record.
UUCUUUUUAGCCUUUACGUUUUAGCCCCACCAAAGCAUAAAAUCUAACCCCCUUUGUCGUCCCCAAUAGCCUUUGAUAGCUUUUUAGCUUUGGUUUGGCUAAUGGCCGGCCUUAUAGUCCCCUUCUGUUUCACCCUAAAAUCAAUAAAACACCAACACCAUAUUUACUUCCCCUGCACACUGACCCUCUGAAUUUUCCAUUGUUGUUUCACCAUUAUUACUCCUCCUUCAGUCUCUCUGUCCAAUUUCAAAAUUUACCCUUUUGGUUUUUACUAUAUAAAUCCUUUUCUUCCAACCUUUUUCAUUUCAUAGCAAUGGAGAGUUACGAAGAAAAACGGGAAGUUGAGGAUGAAGAACAAGAAGAGGCUUUGUCACUCUGUGAUUUGCCUGUGAAUUUGAUUGAAGAAAAGGAACUGAAAAAUGAAGAAAAUGGUGAACCAUCACAAGAAGAAGAUUUCAACUUCGGUUCAUGGCCUGGCCAUGGUGGUUCGUUUAGGUCCGAACCAGAAAUGUGUGUAGCUGAUGAAGUGUUCUUCAAAGGCCAAAUCUUACCUUUGCGUCACUCAGUGAGUUCCGACACCGGGUUCCGCCGUCAUGACAGCCACAACAUGUCCCGGUCCUUGUCGAGGUCAGAAUCCAUGGACCAUGGUUCAUUAAGUAGGUUCACAAGUGUGAGUAGCAGUAGCACUAGGAGCAGUAGCCAUUACUCAACGAGUAGUACUAACUCGAAACCCGGUAUGAAAAUCCGAAACAACUUCAACACACACCCGAGCCCAAAACCUCAAAUCCGAUCAACCCGAACCGCCGUCAACAGUCGAAUCCAACGAUCAUCGUCGAUGUGGGAUUUUUUCAAGAUAGGUUUGGUUCGAGCACCGGAACUCGGGUUACAAGACUUGAAAAUGAAACCUCGAAAUAAAAAUUCCGUCAGUAGAAACAGCAGUUGUAAUAGCAGUAACAGCAGUUCAAGCACCAAGCUCGUUAACAAUGGCAGCUCCACAGCCGAAGUUUCGAAGAACCAGCAAGAAUCAAACAAAGGGUUAGUAGAAAAACGAAUGGGGUUGUUCAGUGGGUGUACAUGUUCAGUUAAUGCAGUUGAAACAGUUCCAUUGAACAACAACAACAACAUCAAGAACAGUGACAAAGACAAAACAACAUCGCAUGCUGCUGCCGCCAUUGAAGAUAAAAAGAAGAAAAAACAAGCUUUGUCUCGUCAUCGAACAUUUGAAUGGAUAAAGGAACUUUCACAUGCAACAAGUUAUGUUGAUGAAGCUUAAAGAAAAGAAACACACCUCGCAUGCUUUUUUUCUUCUUUAGAUUUAUGAAUAGUUUAAAGGAUGAGGCUCUUGUACCUAGAAAAAAAAAAAAAAAACCUUUCUAUCACUGUUUCUAAAAGGGAUUUGAAGUUGUUUACUUAUUGAUUUUCCUUUUUUGUUUGUUUGUUUUUCCAGAUCAUGUUUGUGAUAUUAUAUGAAUAUUAAUGAUUGGAUAAAUAGUAGCCGCCGUGAUGGGUGGAAAUUAAUCAA